CCUCAGAGGGCCGCGUCUGUCUUUUCGGCUUGCUUUUCCACGCUGCCUCGAAAAAGGCGGUUGGCUUAAAAGGGAAGGGAGGUUUGAGGAAGUUUUUUUCCUCGCUUUUCUUCCUACUGUGUUUUUGCGAGAAGUUUUGCAUUAUCUCUCUUCCCUUCCUUCUUCCAGGAACGGCGACCAAUUCAGGCGUUGGCCUUGCAGAGCAAAGCCCUGACAAAGGAACACCAGCUGUUUCGAUAUAAGAAGAAGCGCCCCGGGCACUUUCUGUUCCGUUUUGGCAAAGCCGUUGCCCGACCAGGGAAGGAAAAUAUUUAAGUUUAUAGAACGGGUUAAACACGACCCCCCCCCCCGGCUAAAAGCAAAGGCGAAUUGAGGCGACUUCUCAAGUAGCUUAAGCUUCUUCAGCCAAGCAUAUUGCAUCUAUUUUCCCCUCAAGAGACGUUUAGGCUGAGUGGUCUGUAAUAUCCAGGCCCCAGAGGCCUCUUUCCUAAAACUUUGCCUAUGGGUAGUUGCCGUUCUCCUUAGAACUGUAGGGAUAGGAAGAAUGAGCAGCCUAUCAUGUUUCAGGAAAGCGAGCAUGGGAAAUGGACAGUGUCAAGUAGUGAUGAGAGUGCAGAUGAGCAAGCUGGUCUUGAGAAGCCCUCCACCUCUUUGUCUCAGCCAUCUGGGCAAAAUGAAGAUAGGGGCCCCCAUUACCCUUGUUCAGAAGCCAGGAAAGCUGCUCACAAGAGAAAAUCUUCCCCUUUGAAAUAUAACGAUGGAAGCUUUCCACCAAAGAUGGCCCCAGCCCCCAAACAGAAGCCUUCUCAAGAAGGUUUAGGUUGGUGCCUUUCAAGUAGUGAUGAUGAGGACGAUUUCAAAGGCCAAGGAGGGAAAAUAGAGGCAGAAGCCAAUGUUGGCCAGAAGGAGUGCUGGGCUCCUAAAGAGCCAGCAACAACUCAUAAGCUUCCACUGAACCACAAGUCUGCAGAGCCGUCUGAAAAAAUGCAGGAUACUUGGGAUCUGUUGAAUGGAGAGAACUCUUUCAGAUUCUUCCUCACUAAAGUCAAUGGAAUUAAGUCAAAGUACAAUACUGGAGCCCUCCACAUAAAAGAUAUUUUGUCUCCUCUUUUUGGAUCUCUUGUAUCUUCUGCUCAGUUUAACUAUUGUAUAGAUGUGAAGUGGCUUGUCAAACAGUAUCCAAAAGAAUUCAGGGAGAAACCUUUAUUAAUAGUCCAUGGAGAGAAACGAGAAUCCAAGGCUGAGCUACAUGAACAAGCACACCCUUAUAAAAAUGUUCGCUUGUGCCAGGCGAAGUUGGAUAUUGCAUUUGGAACUCACCACACGAAAAUGAUGUUGUUGCAUUAUGAGGAAGGCUUUCGAGUAGUGAUACAUACAUCCAAUCUUAUUGAUGAUGACUGGUAUCAGAAAACACAAGGAAUAUGGCUAAGUUCCCUCUAUCCAAGAUUACCACCUGGAUCUGCUGAGUCUGAUGGAGAAUCUCAUACCAAUUUUAAGUCUGACCUAAUAAGCUAUUUGAAGUCUUACAAUUCUCCUACUCUCAAUGAGUGGGUUGAAAUAAUCAAGCAACAUGAUUUUUCAGAGACAAGAGUAUAUCUUCUUGGAUCAACGCCAGGUCGAUACCAAAACAAUGAAAAAGAGAAAUGGGGUCAUCUUAGACUUAGAAAGCUUUUGAAAGAGCAUGCAACGCAAGUAACCGAUCAACAUUCUUGGCCUGUAAUAGGACAAUUCUCAAGUAUUGGAUCAAUGGGAGCUGAUCAGUCCAAAUGGCUUUGCUCAGAAUUUAGAGACAGUUUGGCCUCUCUAGGAAACAGUGUGAAGACUCUAACAAAUCAUGAGGUUCCCAUUCAUCUGGUUUACCCAACUGUGGACAAUGUAAGACAAAGUUUAGAAGGUUAUCCAGCUGGGGGCUCUCUUCCAUACAGUAUACAAACUGCACAGAAACAGCUUUGGCUGCACUCUUACUUUCACAAAUGGUCAGCUGAAACUUCAGGACGAAGCCAUGCCAUGCCACACAUUAAGACUUACAUGAGAGCAUCUCCAGAUUUCCAGAAGAUUGCAUGGUUUCUAGUUACAAGUGCAAAUCUUUCCAAGGCUGCUUGGGGAGCUUUUGAGAAAAAUGGUACACAGCUGAUGAUCCGAUCAUAUGAGCUAGGAGUUCUUUUCCUGCCUUCGGAAUUUGGCGUAGAUACAGGCUAUUUCCAAGUGAAGGAAAACAUUUUUUCUGAUAACCCAGUGUUGUCAUUUCCUGUACCUUAUGAUUUGCCCCUUGAGAAGUAUGAAAGCAAAGAUCGCCCAUGGAUUUGGAACAUUCCCUACAUCAGAGCUCCUGAUACACAUGGAAACAUGUGGGUUCCUAAAUGAAUAAUUCAAGUUUACGUCGAAAAUUUAACAUCUUUAUUUCUAAACCCACUCAUACAUGCCUGUGAGACUUGAUGAUUUUAAUAUGAAAUUGUACAGAUGAUAAAACGUAUUUCUAUAGACUAAAGUACUCAUUUUUAGAUUGACAUAUAUGGAGAAAACAACUGCCAUGAAGCUUAAUAUUUCUAGAUCUCAUGAUAAUACAGUGCUUUUUAAAUUGUGUGUAUAAACUUGAUUACUCUGUUUUGAAAGGACCAUGUGAAUUAUGCCUUUAGCCUGAAUAUUUUCAACCAUGUUUUGCUUUUCCUGGAAGCAGGCACUAUGAUGAAGGGAAAAGUUGUAUAGAAUUGAAAUAAAACUAAUAAAAGGAUUUUAUUACAUUAGUCAUCAAAA
This is a messenger RNA of Elgaria multicarinata webbii, 2754 nucleotides long. RefSeq names its product tyrosyl-DNA phosphodiesterase 1 (gene TDP1). Gene Ontology annotation, biological process: DNA repair. Gene Ontology annotation, cellular component: nucleus. The transcript is spliced from 16 exons. Gene Ontology annotation, molecular function: 3'-tyrosyl-DNA phosphodiesterase activity; double-stranded DNA binding; single-stranded DNA binding. Lineage: Eukaryota; Metazoa; Chordata; Lepidosauria; Squamata; Anguidae. The record is from RefSeq and is a predicted model, not a curated record. The coding region runs from base 559 to 2364 and encodes 601 amino acids.